AUGACUGAUCAUCGUGUAUUCGCUAAUGUUAAAAUUUAUUCAAAUUUUGCUGAAAUAAUUCAACCAUUAGGUAAAUUACCACUUGAGUUUUCUGCGGAAGAUUGGUCUGAUAUACGUUCUGAUUCAAUUACUCUUAUUGGUUCAAAUAUUAAUAUAACACAACAAACAAUAACUGAAAAGAAACAGUCACUUAAUAAUCUUCAAAUUUAUGUUCGUUCGCCAUCAUCAUCCAACACAGAAACAAAAUUUCUUCGGGCAACAAUGAUUGAUGAAAAUCGAAAUCUUGUUAAACUUAUUGAUAAAGAUAUUAGUAAAGAAGCUAUUUAUAUUACUGUUCAAUCUGAUCAUAUUGUUUAUAAUGAUGAACCAUCUCAAUCAAAAUAUUAUGUUAAUUUUACAUAUGAUACAACAGAUGCUGUUUAUCUAAGUUAUCUUCGUUCAAAUCUUAAUUGGAAAACACGUUAUCAAUUAAAUUUAUUUGAAGAAUCAAAACAAGCAAUUAUAAUUGCCAUGGCUGAUAUUCGAAAUGAUGGAAAAUCAAAAAUUGACAUUGAACAUGGUGAACUUAUAGGUGGUGAAAUUAAUUUACGUAUGUUUGAACAACAUCGAUCAGAAAGAUAUGAAAUUCGAGAACAUGCUGUUAUGUAUGCACCAGCAAAUGCACAUUUUUCAACGACAUCAUCUCCACCAACAGUUUCACGAGGUGAAGAACUAGCAGGUUUAUAUUUAUUUUCAAUAAAUCAAUCAUUUUCAAUUGAUGGAAAAACCAAUUAUCUUUUACCAAUGUUUCGUCCACAAGUAACAGUUGAACGUUAUGGAUUAAUUCGAAAAUCAUUUUUUGGUGUUACUGCAAAUUCAAAUGGUAAAGCUCAACGUUCAUAUCGUUUAUCAUCAGAUCGUUUUCUUUCUCGCGGAAAUUGUAUUAUACGUGAAUAUGAUCAUCUUGUUGGAGAAACAUUCUUACCUGAUUUAGCUGCAAAUGAUAAACAUGAUUUUUCAGUUGGACAAGAUUCUGAUAUUAUUUAUAAAGAAAAUAUUACUUUAAUAUCUUCACGUACUUAUAAUCAGACUAUUCAACCAGCAAGUAAAGAAUUCGAGGAACGCACACAAUCAGUUUAUUUUAUUAAUUUAUUAUUACAGAAUUUUAAGAAAAAUCGUUCAGUCAAAGUCGAAUAUAAACAAAAUAUUUAUGCUCGAUCGGUAAAAUUGACAGUAAAUAAUGCAGGAUUUAUCCAGGAUGGAUCAGUUAUUAAGUUAACAACGACCUUAUCAGCUGAUGAUGAAAAAUCUUUUUCCUAUAGAAUUGAAAUUAUUCAUUGA
Rotaria sordida is the source of this 1320-nucleotide messenger RNA. The record is from the annotation of a GenBank genome assembly. Lineage: Eukaryota; Metazoa; Rotifera; Eurotatoria; Philodinida; Philodinidae.